Messenger RNA from Musa acuminata subsp. malaccensis (wild Malaysian banana), 1065 nucleotides. RefSeq names its product heat stress transcription factor C-1b. Gene Ontology annotation, biological process: cellular response to heat; regulation of transcription by RNA polymerase II. Gene Ontology annotation, cellular component: nucleus. Gene Ontology annotation, molecular function: DNA-binding transcription factor activity; RNA polymerase II cis-regulatory region sequence-specific DNA binding. Lineage: Eukaryota; Viridiplantae; Streptophyta; Magnoliopsida; Zingiberales; Musaceae. The record is from RefSeq and is a predicted model, not a curated record.
GAGAAAUGAUUGGGUAGCGAUGGAGGGAACCAGUAAGGAUAGCAUCGGCUACGAAGCACAGGCGGCGGCUCCCUUCGUGGAGAAGACGUAUGCGAUGGUGAACGAUCCAAGGACGGACUCGUUGAUCCUGUGGGGGAAGAAGAACAACAGCUUCCUGGUGCUCAGUCCCAACGAGUUCUCCCAGUUCCUGCUGCCUUACUAUUUCAGGCACAGUAACUUCUCCAGCUUCGUCCGCCAGCUGAACACCUACGGAUUCAGGAAGGUGGAUCCAGAUAGGUGGGAGUUCGCUCACCAGUCGUUCCUCAGGGACCAGAUUCACCUCCUUCCUCGCAUCAUUAGGCGGACCAAGAGAGCCCAUGCUGGCUUGUUUGCCUGUAGCAGCAGCAGCAGCAGCAGCAGCGAGAAGGAGAAGGGAGCCAUGGAAGGGGAGGUGGACGAGAUGCUCCUGCAGGAGCUCUUUAGGUUACGGCAGGAGCAGAGGGCCCUCGAAGAAGAGCUGCAGGUUAUGAGCAAGCGAUUAAAGGCUACCGAAAGGAGACCGCACCAGAUGAUGUCGUUCCUUGCUAAAAUGGCUGAUGACCCUCGAUCGCUCUCCAGGCUCGUAAUCUCCAAGCAGCAGCAGCAGCAGCAGCAGUCUUCCACAGCAGCGAAGAAGAGGCGUCUCAUUAUUUCUCCUCCUCCUCCUCCUCCUGCUGCUGCAACCCAGCUUGAUGAUGGACUCUUCCUGCCUUCCAUUCUGGUUCCAGGGAUUCAACAGACAAUGUUCGAGCCAUUAGAUCAUGGAAGUGAUCAGUUGAUAAUGGAGGAAGUGAAACCAUUUGCACUCAUUACCGAUGUUUCCGCCAUCAACAGCUACGAUGCUGAGCUUAUCGGUCCCAAUUCUGCAAGCGAAAUCAGCUUCCUCCCAGAAUUCGAACUGAGCAUGACGGGUUCAGAGACAGCGGCGGCGGAAGCCAACUUUCCAUUCUCACUACUCGGCCAUGGAUUCUACUAGUCAUUGUAAGCAAAAGACUACCCCAAACAGACGUUGCACCUGCAUCUUAAGAAGAUAUUGUUUACCAUUCA